This is a messenger RNA of Fusarium odoratissimum NRRL 54006, 2989 nucleotides long. RefSeq lists its product as uncharacterized. Gene Ontology annotation, cellular component: retromer complex; endosome. Lineage: Eukaryota; Fungi; Ascomycota; Sordariomycetes; Hypocreales; Nectriaceae. The record is from RefSeq and is a predicted model, not a curated record. The transcript is spliced from 3 exons. Gene Ontology annotation, biological process: retrograde transport, endosome to Golgi; intracellular protein transport. The coding region runs from base 299 to 1264 and encodes 321 amino acids.
UAAUAAUUCUCAGUCUGAAUAAUGUACUUGUUCUUUUCUUGUCCAUAUUCAUGUGUGAAUUCUGAUCCCAUUCAUAUCUUAAUCAACUCGUUCGGCCUCGUCAAGGUAACGGCGGCAAGCUCGGUGGGUCUUCAUCGGUCCCCUGUCUCCCCGGCCGACGUCAGCGCCGACUCUCCUCAACAGCUCGGUCCAGCUCAGCCCAGCCAUCCCACUAUCAUAAAGCUUGCGCCAUAGCCUCAUCUCACUUAUCAAUAAGACACUAGGGGCAAGAGGCAGAUAACAUACACAAUUGUCCGCCAUGUCGUACUUCUUCGCGACUCCCGUCGAUAUCGACGUUGUCCUCGAUGAUACAGAUGAGCGUUCUAUGGUCGAUGUCAAGCUCGACAAGAACCGUCGCGAGAAGGCGCCUCUCUUUAUGGAUGGCGAGUCUGUCAAGGGCGCUGUCACUGUUCGUCCAAAGGAUGGCAAGAGGCUCGAGCAUACUGGCAUCAAGGUCCAGUUCAUCGGCACGAUAGAAAUGUUCUUCGAUCGCGGCAACCACUACGAAUUUCUCUCCCUCAACCAGGAACUCGCUGCGCCUGGCGAGCUUCAGCACCCACAAACAUUCGACUUCAACUUCAAGAACGUCGAGAAGCAGUACGAAUCAUACAAUGGCAUCAACGUUAAGCUGCGCUACUUCGUCCGCGUCACCGUUUCACGCCGCAUGGCCGAUGUCAUCCGGGAAAAGGAUAUCUGGGUCUACAGCUAUCGCAUCCCCCCUGAGAUGAACAGCAGCAUUAAGAUGGAUGUUGGUAUCGAGGAUUGUCUACACAUUGAGUUCGAGUACAGCAAGAGCAAAUACCAUCUCAAGGAUGUCAUUGUUGGGCGCAUCUACUUCUUGCUUGUGCGCCUAAAGAUCAAGCACAUGGAGCUGUCCAUCAUCAGAAGAGAGACGACGGGCGCUGCUCCCAACCAGUAUAAUGAAAGUGAAACCUUGGUGCGCUUUGAGAUCAUGGACGGUUCCCCAUCGCGAGGAGAGACAAUUCCUAUUCGACUAUUCCUCGGCGGUUUUGAUCUAACACCUACAUUCCGCGACGUCAACAAGAAGUUCUCCACGCGUUACUAUCUCAGCUUAGUUCUCAUCGACGAAGAUGCUCGACGAUACUUCAAGCAAUCUGAGAUUAUUCUUUACCGCCAAGCUCCUGACGCCGCACCUGUUCUAAACGCCGGUACCUCCUCACUACCUGCGCCCCCAGAGAACAAGUUGGCUGCUGCACAGGCAUAAAGAUAAAUUAGAAGAGCCUGGCUGUUGGUCUGAUGUACAUACACUGUCAACUUCAUGCGCGUCCUUUAAGCAUCGGGUCCUGGCGUUUCGGGUUUAAGGCUGGAAGAGCAAGAUGAUGGAAGAUUUGUAGUUCCUGUUUCCUCUGCAAAUCAAAUUAAUACAUACACCGUAAACAGUCCCGAUAAUGUCCUAGAUAUUUCGCCCGUCCGAGUUUUGAAACAAUACACCUCUAGUCUACAUAAAGUGACCUGUCCUAUUUCUGCAUUCAUGCAAUUUCCAUAACGUCGUCCGCCUCGAAGCCAAAUUGGUUGUUGUGAAUCGCUGCGAUUCGGUCCAGCUCAUCCUGAUACUGUUUGCGAAUAUCCGCCAAUGACACCACCUUGCGCUUUCCUGCAUCUUUCUGUCCAAAGCCAGCCGAGGACUCAUCAUAAAUCCAAGCCUGCUUGGGCUCCACACAGCUGAGAGCAUUGAUGAGCAGGAGGUAUUGCCUUGUCACUGGUGUAUCGAGGAUAUCUUCUCCCGUAGCCUCAUCUCCCUCUCCGGCGCUUUGCAGCUUGUGGAUUCGGUCUAAUACAACCGACGCGGCACCACGGUAGUUAUUGUGCUUAAUACGCCAUGAGUAGAGGACCUGGUGGUAGGGGAAUCCUUCUAUAACAUCCAAUGAUGCUUUUGUCUUCUGUGCCAGGAUAUCGUCAACCUCCUGUUGGAGACCGGGGAAAGGGAGAGCAACGAGCUCAUUGUUGUGAUAAGUCGCACACAUUCUGUCAAUCAACUUGCGCAGAUUUGAGAUCUUCAUGGCUUGGUCCUUAAUCGAGACCAAGGUUGUGUGUGCGAGCUCAAAUUGCGAUGUCGCUACUGCAGCGUUGAACAAGCGGCUUUGCAUGUCAGUCUUGGUAAACAUAGCGUCCUGCUUAGUACCCAAGAACUGCAUGGCCAGGCGGGCGAAAUCGACCACAUAAGAGUAGGCCUUCUGCUUCUCGAACAAAGCAACAAUAUGCGAAUAGUACUUUGCAAGGCCUUGGUAAAGGAGGUUCCACUCUGUGUCAUCAAGCAAGCCGCUACUAUGGCGGUCGCUUCCGGCAUUCCCAGCGCCUAGCUAUCUGUUAGUAAGGAGUCAAUAACAAAAUUGGAAGGACUUACUCAUUCCAAUGGCUGCUCUUCUGAAGAAAAUCGCAGCGGUAUUAAAGUCCUUCAACGCCAGCUGCAAACGGCCCUGGACAUAUGUGGAGAAGGGGUUUUGGUCGCAGAAAGGCGCAAGAUCCAAUGCCAAAUCAGCCCUCUCUCGUUUGAUGAGAGAGCACUGAACAAGCGGUGGUGAAAUCUCAAUAUCGCUGUCCGGAGCGCACAAGUUGGUGACGAGAUCUGUGACACUGGUAGCCAGUGGCUCACUUUGGUUCGCAAAACCAAGCAGGUGACCAACAUGCGCCUCCAGUGCGGUUACGAGUUGAGCAUCCUCAGAGCUCUUCUUCACAGCUCCGCUCUCACUCUUUUCUCGGGUGCUUGGCACUGAGAUUUCUACCUGGGCGAGCCACUUCAACAGCUCCAAACGUCGCAGGGCCGCAACGAGCUGUCUGAAUACGUUGCCAAUAUCAACGCGAUUGUGAAGAGCUUCUGCCUCAUUGUCGUGCUCAAACUCCAUGUGGACGAGAAGAAUCAACUGGCUGAAGUAGACCUUCCACUGCAACUCAAUACUGUCUUGAACGGCUUUGACGACCAGUUUCCUGC